Xiphophorus couchianus (Monterrey platyfish) is the source of this 2023-nucleotide messenger RNA. RefSeq names its product nuclear factor 7, brain-like. The transcript is spliced from 3 exons. Bases 282 to 1466 code for a protein of 394 amino acids. The record is from RefSeq and is a predicted model, not a curated record. Gene Ontology annotation, molecular function: zinc ion binding; protein binding. NCBI's taxonomy places the organism in Eukaryota, Metazoa, Chordata, Actinopteri, Cyprinodontiformes, Poeciliidae.
AUGCAGGUAAAAAUAGAAAGCUUGUUAAAUUGUUUAUGAUAAACGAUACCUUUAAGUGUCAGGUUUCAACAGAUGAAUCAGCAGGACAAACAGGUUUAAGACCCACCCUUUAAAUAGCCCAGGUGAAAUCAAACAGGAAGCACUUUGUGACCAGAGUGACACACUGUCAGAUUCCUCUGAGCGACUCCAAAUGCAGGAGAGAGAGAAAACAAUGGAAAAUUCCAGCUUUUCUGCUCUGAGCUGUUCAAACUCCACACACUGACGCUUCGGUAGAUGACUAAAUGGCUUACAGGUCAAAGGAGGAGGCUCUGUGCAGUCUGCAUUCUGAGAAACUCAAACUCUUCUGUCUGUACCACGAGCAGCCAGUGUGUCACAUCUGCAGAGACUCGGCGAGGCACACCAACCACCGGGUCAGGCCCAUCGAGGAAGCGGCGCGGAGGAAACGGAGGGAACUGCGGGAAAAUCUGGAACCCAUAAAGAAGACACUGACGCUCGGGAAGAAAACUAAAGACGAGUUUGAUCGGACGGCAGAACAUAUUAAGUUCCAGGCCAGGCACACGGAGAGGCGGAUUAAGGAGCAGUUCAAGAAGCUUCGACGGUUUCUUGCAGAGGAAGAGGAGGACAGGCUGGCAGCACUGAGGGAGGAAGAGGAGCAGAAGAGUGGAAUGAUGAAAAGGAAGAUAGAGACUCUGAGCAGAGAGAUAGCCGCACUUUCGGACAUGGUCAGACACACAGAAGAGGAGCUGGAAGCAGAAGACAUCCUUUUCCUUUGCAACUACAGGGCAGCGGCAGACAGAGUGAAGCGCUGCCCCCUACUGGAGGUUCCACAGCUGCCCUCAGGAGCUCUGAUAGACCAGGCCAAACACCGGGGCAACCUGGCCUUCAGCAUCUGGAGCAACAUGAGGGACAUUGUCUCCUACACGCCUCUCGUCCUGGACCCAAACACUGCUGAUGUAGACGUCAACCUGUCUAAGGACCUGACCAGCCUGAGAUUGGGAGACGAGCAGGAUCUUCCUGACAACCCAGAGAGGUUCGAUGGCUGGUCGUCCGUCCUGAGUUCCAAGGCCUUCGACUCGGGGAGUCACAGCUGGGAUGUCGACGUUGGAGACAGCUCGUUCUGGACCCUCGGUGUGUUAGCGGAGUCGGUUCAGAGGAAAAGAGAGACCCGGUCUGGCCUUUUCGUGAUGGGGUUAUUUGAAGGCGAAUACAAAGCACGGUCGCCGCCGGCUCCUCCCACUACGCUCCCAGUACAGAAGACGCUCCGCAGGAUAAGAGUGAAUCUGGACUGGGACAAAGGCAGGCUGUCGUUCUCUGAUCUGGACACUUCCACACACAUGCACACGCUUACGCACACUUUCACCGAGAGGAUGUUUCCGUUCUUUAUCUCGACUGAAAUCAGAAUCCUACCGAUGAAGAUUUCUGUCAUAAAGCAGAAAUUAGACACCGUAUUACAAAAAAAUCCCUAAUGAAACAGGUUUGAAAAAAAAUGAUGCUGCCUGUUACUUAACAUAUUGUUGCACAACCUUUUGAGGCAUCUGUCCACAGGUAUCUUGGCCCACUCCCACUGCUCCAGUUGCCUCAGAUGUUCAGUAGGAUUUAGAUCAGGACUCAUAGAGGGCCAGUUCAGAAUAACUCAAUGUUUUGAAGUUCUUGAGUGUUUUCAGCUGUGCAUUUUGGUCAUUAUCCUGUUGGAAGACCACAUGACCUGAGACUGAGACCAAGCACAUUUCUCUCCAGAGUUCUUCCAUAGUCUUGAGAUUUGCAUCGUACCCUGCACAGAUUCAAUACACUCUGUGCCAGACGCAGCAAAGCAGCUUCAGAACAUCAUCACAGAAGCUUCCUGGCUUGUCGAUACGAACUGGGGCGAAUUCCAGUAUCGCUUUUUUAUAAUUAGCUCUGAACAGUGGCGUCCUCCUUGGUCGUCAUCCAUGAAGUCCACUUUGGAUGAUAAAAUGACAAAUUGCUUGUCCUGACACCGAUGUACCUUGAUCUUCAAGUUUAGCAUUAAAUUAUUUGUUCUGUG